CCGUAGAACGUCCCAGCCGAAAUCCGCCCGCCACGAUCGAUCAGUCCACAAUCGUCGGCCCGCAGCGACCCGCAGCGAUGGAUGCCGCCGCCCCCCCGGCCCCUGCGGCUGACGCGCCGAUGCACGACCGGCCUCCGUCGGAUGGCUCUCCGGCCUCUCCGGCCGCUGACGCGGCCGCCCAUGCUGCUGCCGAUCCGGUCCCUCUCACGCUCAGCGAUAUCCGCACAAGCUACGACAACUUUGAGGUCGCCGGCUUUGGCCAGGUGAGGGGCACGACUACCCGCCUGGAAGGCGCUCUCAUCAGCAAGUCACCCAGGCACCAACUCCUGGGCGUUUACGCUUGACUACGAAACCAUGCAGUGGAUGCAGCUCGAUCAAAACGGCGACGCCAACAGCUGGUCCCUGGGCGAGUUAACUCGCCCAGGAUGAGGUGCGAGUCAUGAUGCUCGACCCAGCGUGCACCAAGUCGCUCACAUUCCGUGAGUUCGUCAAGGGCGACUGCGAUCUCGAACUCCGACAACUGGACCGGUGCACCAGCCGCGGAGGACGAUGGCUCCCUCGACGACAUCCCUUCAUCGACGGACGCCUUCACCGCCGCCGGCCCUGGGCCAUCCAGCGCGGCCUCCGACUGGCUGCCGCAGCUCACACCCUAAUCGAUCUGCCUUAGGCACGGAGCCAACGGAGCCAUCGCGCAUGCCCGCAUCGCGUGCGGCUCCGAGGUCUCCCGCCGAGACCGGCUCGGCGCGGCGCGUGGCCGCACGCCGCCGUUGAAAAGGCGAGAUAGGACCGAGGGGAGAGCGCCGGCCACAUCGAGCGAGCGCUGACGUGUAAGGUGUCUGUGCUGCUCGGGUGUGUGUGGGAUUCUGCCUCCCCCCCCCCCCCCCCCAUCUGUGCGGCGAGUUGUUUGCGGCGCGAUGCCCGAUCGUGCGCGAUAGCCUCCCAUUGUGCGUGGUGUGUCGGUGUGUGUCGGGGUCGUCCGGAGCGUGUGGCGGCGCCGUUGCAUGCAGCGACUGCUCCACGUGCUUUGACUGACGUGACUGACUGAUGAGACAUGAGUGCUGAUGGAUG
Emiliania huxleyi CCMP1516 is the source of this 1068-nucleotide messenger RNA. RefSeq lists its product as hypothetical. NCBI's taxonomy places the organism in Eukaryota, Haptophyta, Isochrysidales, Noelaerhabdaceae. The record is from RefSeq and is a predicted model, not a curated record. The coding region runs from base 78 to 344 and encodes 88 amino acids. The transcript has 5 exons.